AUGGCUCCUCCUUCUGCUGCCGAAAGUGAAGCUCACCAAAGACUCCUUGACCGUCUCGAUAUCGCGGCCGUUCCCCGCCCCUUCCGAAGCCAGACCUGGAAGCCAUCUCAGCGACGAAACAAGAACGUUAAGCAGCUUCUCUCCGACAGCUCAAGAAAGGAGGCGUCUUCGAUUGCUACGCAGGUUAAUUCCGGUGCAACUACUCCCGGAGCCGCCGCUAGUACAGAUGGGAGCCAGACCCCUGCUGAGGGCAACCAGCGCACCGCGAACAUCGCCCAGGCUGCGCAUAACCUGCAGACACUUGUUUUAGAAAAGAAUGCACGCGCUGCAUAUUCUUCCGGACCAUCCGUAACCUACACCAAUAUCGAGUCCGCGCCUUCACUGCACCCGUCGCAGCAACGGCCGUAUUGCGACAUUACUGGACUGCCGGCUUCCUAUACCGACCCGAAAACCCGGCUGCGGUAUCAUGAUAAGGAGGUGUUCGGUGUUAUUCGAACCUUGGGGCAAGGUGUGCCGGAGAGUUAUCUUGAGCUGAGGGCUGCCCAUGUUGUGCUCAAAUAG
Molecule: messenger RNA, 561 nt
Organism: Aspergillus nidulans FGSC A4
Lineage: Eukaryota; Fungi; Ascomycota; Eurotiomycetes; Eurotiales; Aspergillaceae
Exons: 1
Coding region: 1-561 (186 amino acids)
Biological process (GO): chromatin remodeling
Cellular component (GO): Ino80 complex; nucleus
Source: RefSeq, a predicted model, not a curated record